This is a messenger RNA of Anastrepha obliqua, 1738 nucleotides long. RefSeq names its product probable glutamate--tRNA ligase, mitochondrial (gene GluRS-m). The transcript is spliced from 7 exons. Gene Ontology annotation, biological process: glutamyl-tRNA aminoacylation. Gene Ontology annotation, molecular function: zinc ion binding; ATP binding; tRNA binding. The record is from RefSeq and is a predicted model, not a curated record. NCBI's taxonomy places the organism in Eukaryota, Metazoa, Arthropoda, Insecta, Diptera, Tephritidae. Bases 108 to 1670 code for a protein of 520 amino acids.
UCAUAGAUAAAAUUCGAACAUCUGUCUACCGUUCUGACUAAAAAUACUGAUCGGCUGGUAUGAAAGAUUCAUCCUAGUUUUUAAUUUGAAUUAAAUAUUUGUGGACUAUGUAUUCCAAAAGGACAUUAGCGGCCCUGUUUACUCAUCACAGUAUCCGGACAACGAAACGCUGGAUCCACGAUGAGAUCCGUGUACGUUUCGCGCCCAGCCCAACAGGUUACCUGCAUUUGGGCGGACUGCGCACAGCCUUAUAUAAUUACUUAUUUACACGAAAUAAAAAUGGUAAAUUCCUACUUCGCAUAGAGGACACAGAUCAAACAAGGCUUGUGCCAGGAGCAACAGAAAGUUUAAUUGAAGAUUUGCUAUGGGCAGGCAUACAGAUUGACGAGGGCCCAGGUUUUGGUGGCGAGUGUAGUCCAUAUGUGCAAAGCGAGCGAAAGCAGAUUUAUCUAGAAGCUGUGCGUGAACUGCUUGAGAACGACACUGCCUACCGCUGCUUUUGUACCGAACGUCGGCUAGAAUUGCUACGUAAAGAAGCAAUUCGAACGCGGCAAGUUCCACGCUAUGACAAUAAGUGUCGGUACCUAACGCCGCAGCAAAUCGCCGUAUUGUUGGCUAAGAAGACACCAUACUGCAUACGAUUCAAACUAACGGCGCAUGAGGAACCGCUGCAAGACUUAAUAUAUGGUCCCGUUUCGCACAACGUUAGUGAAAACGAAGGUGAUCCUGUUAUUAUGAAGAGCGACAACUUUCCCACAUACCAUUUUGCGAACGUGGUAGAUGAUCAUAUGAUGGGAGUAACACAUGUUUUUCGCGGCGUUGAAUGGCAGAUAUCAACGACAAAGCAUUUACUGCUGUACAAAGCUUUCAAUUGGCAACCGCCAUUAUAUGGCCAUCUUCCAUUGUUAGUCAAUCACGAUGGCACAAAAUUGAGUAAACGUCAAGGUGACAUUGGUAUCAAGCAUUUCCGGGAUAAAGGGUAUUUCUCGGAGGCAAUCGUAAACUAUGUUGUCAGUGCUGGUGGCGGAUUUGAACACACGCCUGGGCAAAAACAACAAAUAUAUUCGAUAGAUGAACUGGCACAACAAUUUAACAUUGAGCGUGUAAAUUCACAUCCCAGCCGUUUGAAUCCGGAUUUACUAAAUGAUUUUAACCAACUUCAUAUACUCAAAAUGCUGCAAAGCAAAGAAAAUACUGAAGAUUUGGUGCGUCGUGUAAAAGCGUUGGUGCGACAAGCUUAUCCCAAGGAGCAAAACCUUGAUUUAGAUGACCAGCACAUUGAGAAUGUUUUAAAAUGGGCGGCUAAGCGUUUGACAUUCAUUCAAGAUUUAACCGCGACAAAGCUCAGUUUCCUUUGGGUUCGACCUGCUGAGUUCAAAUUCAAGACUAUUUCAAAUGAUCAAAUGCAAUCUCUGAUAGAGAACUUAGUAAGCAUAGAAUUCACAAAAGAUAAUCUGAAUCAAAAACUGAAGGAAUUCGCGGAUGAAAAUAAUCUCAAAUUUGCUACGUUUAUGAAAACACUGCGUUCAGCUUUAAGUGGUUUAAAGGAAGGUCCCGGCGUUGCAGAGAUGAUGGACAUUCUUGGAAAAGAUUCUGUGUUACAACGUCUUAGAAGCAACACUAAUUUUAAAAGUAAGGAAGCAGCAACCAAAGUCGGGAAAAAAUCAUAGCCCAUAAUUCAUGCUUUUUUCUGUUAGCAUACCUAAUUCUGUAAAUAAAAGUUAAUUCCUAUUUAAGA